Octopus sinensis (East Asian common octopus) is the source of this 1852-nucleotide messenger RNA. RefSeq names its product zinc finger protein OZF-like. The record is from RefSeq and is a predicted model, not a curated record. The coding region runs from base 476 to 1852 and encodes 458 amino acids. Lineage: Eukaryota; Metazoa; Mollusca; Cephalopoda; Octopoda; Octopodidae. The transcript is spliced from 3 exons.
UUCCUUCCCCCCCCCGUCUCACUUCGUCGCUUUCUAUUUACCUCUAGUCGCCAUUUAUAUUAUCGCUCUAAACGUGACCAUCGCGACAGAAAGCUCUUUCCUCCUCCGUAGAUUUACACCAAAAUACCAGAUGACACUGGAAUGAGAGGAAUUUUUAUCUGGGAUUUAUCAUCGUCAUUUACCAUCAUUUAGGAAGACGUUAUGUGGAGCCGAUACAAACCUGUGCUUAUAAAUCUACGAUAGAGUUACUGUAACAUAUUUCAUCUGUCUGGGAUUAUUAGCAACGUUUCUCUACUUCGAUGUUUGGAAUAUGUAUGGGAUGCUUUUGCAGUUUGAUUAACGAACUUAGCUGCGUCAGGGAUUAUUGACUAAGGUUGCAGCUACUGGAGAUGUGAGAGGAGAAUUUUUUGUGAAGAAUAAGGUGUAAAAACUAACAACAAAAACAUCUGUGUAUCGUGGUGAGAGAAAAGCAAUUAUGGAAAACGAAUUGUGUAUGGAGAAUGUUAAAUGCGAAACAGAGCCUGUAGGGAAUGAUAUUCCUGAGGAAGUCCCAAAAACUAUGGGGAAACCAUCAUAUUAUUGUGAGUUUUGUGAAAAGCGCUUUACUCACAAAGGCAACUACGCUGCCCACCGGCGUGUUCAUACGGGAGAGAAGCCAUAUCACUGUGAUAUCUGUGGGAAAUCGUUCUGUAAAGGAAGUCACUUAACCAGGCAUAGACAUGUUCAUACAGGCGAGAAACCAUAUCAGUGUGAUAUCUGUGGUAAAUCAUUCUCUGUGGGGCCUAACUUAACUAGGCACAAACGCAUCCAUACAGGGGAGAAACCAUAUCACUGCCCUAUCUGCGGCGCCACAUUCUCCGAAGGAGGGAACUUGAUUAGACACAAGCGUAUCCAUACAGGUGAGAAGCCAUACGUCUGUGAUAUCUGUGGUAAAUCAUUCUCGAUAAAAGGCGAUUUAACUCGACAUAGACGCGUUCAUACAGGAGAGAAGCCAUAUUACUGUGGUGUCUGCGGUAAAUCAUUUUCAACGAAUGGUGAUUUAACGAGGCACAAUCGUAUUCAUACAGGUGAGAGACCGUUUCACUGCGUAAUCUGUGGUAAAUCAUUCUCUCGAAAUGAAGAGCUGACUAUUCACAAACGAAUCCAUACAGGUGAGAAACCAUAUCACUGUGAUAUCUGUGGUAAAUCAUUCUCUGAGGGAAGCCACUUAAAGACGCAUAAACACACCCAUACAGGUGAGAAACCGUACGAGUGUGCCACCUGUGGUAAAUCAUUCUCUCAGAAUUAUCGCUUGACUAAGCACAAACUCAUUCAUACUGCAAACAAACCAGACGGCUGUGAUAAGGGUGGUGAAUCUUUCUCUGCGAAAAGUCAGGUAACUACAUCCGAUUAUGUCAACCAAGGUGAGAAACCAUAUUUCUGCGACGUCUGCGGAAAAUCAUUUUCCGCAACAUUUUAUCUAACUAGGCACAUACGAAUUCAUACAGGUGAGAAGCCCUACCACUGUGACAUCUGUGGCAAAGCAUUUUCUGUGAUAAGUAAUUUAACGGGACAUAAACGUAUUCAUACAGGUGAGAAGCCCUAUUGCUGUGAUGUCUGUGGUAAAUCAUUCUCUAUAAUUAGUAAUUUGACUGGGCACAAACGUAUUCAUACAGGUGAGAAGCCGUAUCACUGCGAUGUGUGUGGUAAAUCAUUCUCCGUAGUCAGUAACCUGACUAUUCACAAACGUAUUCAUACAGGUGAGAAACGGCAUCACUGUGAAGUCUGUGAUAAAUCAUUUUCUCAAAGAAUUGUAUCCAGUUCAAACCAGACAGAACUGGCCUCUCACACCUAUGCUACAAUGUCAACCUAA